CCGGCAAUGGAAUCAGAAGUAUUUUAUUUGUUUGACAGGAUAACUGCAACAUUCUCACAUAGCCAAACAAGAAACAACCCAUUAUUCUAAUUUCCACACCAACCCAUGAACAGAAUUAGAGCUGACCUACUUACAAGAAAAAGAAUCGUUGAACAACAAUCAAAAUAAAGAAACAAUAAAGUGACCCACCUUAACCAUAAUCAUGAUUGAUACUUUCAUACUCACUUAAACUCCCCCGAAUCUAUAUUUUAUAAUUUUAAUUUCAUAAAAUUAAAAUCAAAAUUAAAGAAUUAGUACAAUUUCAAAACCCCAGUCACUCCGCAUUCCAUGCUAGAAAGCUACCCAAUUCCUGCUCUUCUGCUUCCGACGUGCUCCCCUCUAAUACCCUCCAACUCCACUUCUUCAAUUUUUUCAUUCUCAAUUUGUCAUUUUCUUUAGUGGGUUUUCCUAAUUUUUUCCAUACCAAACCCAAACAAAGACCUUGCUUUUAAUUUUACCUGUCUUUUUCUGUUGAUUAUACCCUUUUAUUUUGAUAUUUCUUCACUUGGGUUUUUCCUAGAUUUUUGGGAGUUUUCUUUGCUUCUAUUUUCAAGUCAGCUGCCAAAUUUUGGUGCAAAAAAGGUUGAAACUUUGGGUGUUUUUUGGUGACAGGAUCCUAUAAUCAAGGAUAAAGAAUUCUGAAGUUCAUUGUUCUCCUCCAUGGAGACUCUCACCUCUGCCGCAACUCUGCCUAUACAUCAUUGGACUUCCAACUAUGAUGAGACAUCUAUGCAUCAAAGUCUACUCUUUGCUGACAGUCUUAAGGAUUUGAAGAAUUUGCGAACUCAGCUGUAUUCAGCGGCAGAGUACUUUGAACUAUCUUACACAAAUGACGAUCAAAAGCAAUUAGUUAUUGAGACAUUAAAGGACUAUGCCAUUAAAGCUUUGGUGAACACGGUAGACCAUUUAGGUUCAGUGACUUAUAAGGUAAAUGAUCUUUUGGAAGAAAAAGUUGAAGAAGCCUCCGAGACAGAAUUUCAUGUGUCAUGCAUUGAACAGAGAUUACGCACAUGCCAAGAGUAUAUUGAUCGGGAGGGCAUGGCCCAGCAAUCAUCAACUAUAGAUACACCAAAAUACCAUAAAAGAUAUGUCUUACCAGCUGGUCAGACCAUGAACAGCAGCAAUCUUGCAAAUUUGAAAUACAGAAGUUGCGGCAUAGAUGAAGAUGACUGGUUUCAAUUCCGGAGUGCUAUUAGAGCCACAAUAAAAGAGUCACCAUCCUCAUUAAGAGAGACGCCAUCCUCAUUAAGAGAGACGCCGUCCUCUAUUAGAGAGACACCAUCCUCCAUUAGAGAAACAUCGUCCUUUAUCAGAAGAGGACGCUCUACUUCGCCUGCUCCUCGACCAUCCCGGUUACCUGGAUCAUUCUCUUUCACCAGCUCCACACCCAAAAAAGAACAAGACAAAAGAUCAGUUUCACCACAUCGGUUUCCUCUUUUGCGUUCUGGGUCUCUUGCUUCAAGACCAACAACACCAAAAUCCAGUAGGUCAACAACUCCAAAUUCUGCCGUUGAAAGACACCGGUAUCUUUCAGAGUCAUGGAAAUCAGUCUCUAUGCGAGUUCAUGAUGAGAAGGAGAAGCCAAAGGAAAUUGAGCGCCACCCCAGCAAAAGUAAGCGUCUGCUCAAGGCAUUGCUCAGCAGACGGAAGUCAAAGAAAGAUGAAACAUUAUUUACUUAUUUGGAUGAAUACUGAUAAACUAUGAGAAUUUGCCCAGAAAGAAGCUCCAGAAUACGGUUCAUGGGCAGUAUUUUGCAGUUAUUAUUUAUUCUAAUAUUUACACGAGAAAGUAAUUGUAAUUUGUUCCACAUAAAAUGUGAGAUGUGCUAAAGCCAUCAUUCAGCUGCUAUGUAUCAUAUGUAUUACAGUACUUCGUAUUACUGAAUUUUAUUGGUACUAAUACAAGGUCAUUCACCCUUUACGAUAUUAAUAAUAAUUAAGAAAAAGAGAUAAUUACCACCUGUCACAUCAAAUUCAUUG
Chenopodium quinoa (quinoa) is the source of this 2019-nucleotide messenger RNA. RefSeq names its product protein ABIL2-like. Bases 700 to 1734 code for a protein of 344 amino acids. The record is from RefSeq and is a predicted model, not a curated record. The transcript has 10 exons. Lineage: Eukaryota; Viridiplantae; Streptophyta; Magnoliopsida; Caryophyllales; Amaranthaceae.